This is a messenger RNA of Diutina rugosa, 1002 nucleotides long. Its product is annotated as allantoicase. The record is from RefSeq and is a predicted model, not a curated record. The coding region runs from base 1 to 1002 and encodes 333 amino acids. Gene Ontology annotation, biological process: allantoin catabolic process. NCBI's taxonomy places the organism in Eukaryota, Fungi, Ascomycota, Pichiomycetes, Serinales, Debaryomycetaceae. The transcript has a single exon. Gene Ontology annotation, molecular function: allantoicase activity.
AUGGUGAAGACGCUUUCCGCUGAACAGUUCCAAUCGCAGAUCGUUAACAACUACACUAACGUUAUCGGCAAACAAGUCGGCGGCCAGGUGUUGUCGUGCUCCGAUGAGUUCUUCGCCGAGGCCGCCAACUUGAUCAAGCCCGGCAAGGCCGUGCAAGACUUGACCAAGUUCGUCCCCACCGGCAAGUGGUUUGACGGCUGGGAGACGAGACGCCACAACACCGAGGAAGCCGACUGGGUCAUUUUCAAGAUGGGGGUGGCGCUGGCUCAGUUGAUCGGGGUCGAGGUCGACACUGAUAACUUCAAGGGUAACUGUGCCCCCGAAAUCUCGGUGGAGGCGGCGCAAAACUUCGACUCCGACGACAUCACCGAGUGGGAAACCGUCAUCGACAAAGUCGAGUGCGGCCCGUCGCAACAAUUCUUCUUUGUCCGUGACCAGGGGUUGACCGACAAGAACUACACCCAUGUGCGGUUGAGAAUGUACCCUGACGGCGGUAUUGCCCGGUUCCGUGCCUACGGUAAGGUGGUGCCCACCAACUUGACCAAGGGGGCCGUCAUCGACACCGCCGCCGUCGGCAACGGUGGGGUGGCUAUUGCCUGCUCCGACCAGCACUUCUCGCCUGCCUCCAACAUCCUCUUGCCCGGCAGAGGUGUCGACAUGUCUGACGGGUGGGAAACCGCCAGAUCUCGUGGCGCCGACCACUUCGACUGGGUGAUUGUCCGUCUCGGUGCUGCCACCAACAUCAAGAAGGUGGUGGUCGACACUGCCUUCUUCCGGGGUAACUUCCCUCAGAAGAUCAACGUGCUGGCCAUCUCUACCAGCGACGAAUCGACGCUCUCAGUGAAGUCCGACUGGACCGAAAUCGUCCCCAACUCCCCCACUGGCGCCGACAAGGAGUUGGAGUACCCCGUCGACGGCGACGCUGUCUACACCCACGUGCUCUUGAAGAUGAUCCCCGACGGUGGGGUGAAGAGAUUGAGAGUCUUCGGUACCACUGCAUAG